AAAGGACUCCCAACUCAGUGCAGAUUUUAUGGUCAAUUCGACGUUCUGAGGUCGGUGAUUUCACUACUUUGCCCAAAACCCAAUGAGGCUUUUAUCACGGAGAGAGCUCCACUGCAAUAUCCAAACCCUCUUCUGAAUCAUUGCUGUCAUGGCAGUUCACUGAAGCCACAAACUCAAAAGGAAUACAAGGGCUAGAAUUUGUUUUGUUUAUAGCAGUUGAAGAAGCAUGAAAGGCCACGAAACAAAGAUGCCAAGAAUGGAAGAUAUUCUUAGCCUUCCAGUGCAAGAUCCUCCUUGUGCAGAGUUUUCUGCUGCUCAUUUAAAGUGGGUAAAAGUAGAAGGUGGUCGUCAAGGUGGUGAUGAUAUUGCUCUCAUUCCUUUUGCUAGAGUGGACGAUUUUGUAAAAGGAGAAUCUUCUAAUGCAGAAUGCCCUGCUAGUUUCCGUAUUGAGUCAAGUAGGAAGAGACUUGAGGGGAGCAUCAGUAAACCGAGGGUUGAUGGCUAUCUUGAGUACACAUUGUACUGGUGUUCUUAUGGCCCUGAAGACUAUCGAGAAAUUGAGUCUGGAACAGGAGAUGUUUCAAGCAUCAAGCCUGCGUCAGGGAAAGGGAGCAGGCCUGGGAGGCGUCACAUGAUGAGAGGCUGCCUUUGCCAUUUCACUGUAAAACGAUUAUACACCCGGCCCCUCCUAGCCCUCAUCAUCUAUAAUCAAAGAAAGCAUGUAGAUAAAACUGGAGCGCCAUGUCAUGGGAUACUUGAUCAGGAUGCUUUCGGGACAAGAGCAAUGUAUGCUCCAAGAAUCUCAGAAGAGUUACGCCAGAAAGUGAUGUCUAUGCUUUAUGUCGGAGUAUCUUUGGAUAGUGUAAUUCAGCAUCACAUGGAGGUGGUGCAGGGGCAUGGUGGACCCCAUAAUCGUGAUGAUUUUCUCACUCGAAAUGAUGUUCGUAACAUGGAAAGGCUUAUUCGUAAUUCUUCACACGAGUUACAUGAAAAUGAUGAAUGCAGUAUAAAGAUGUGGGUCCAACGCCAUCAAAAACAUGUUUUCUACUUUCAGGAUGAGUCUGGUUCAGAACCUUUUAUCUUGGGGAUACAGACGGAUUGGCAGCUGCAACAGAUGCUCUUGUAUGGAAAUAAUGGUUUGAUAGCUUCUCAUUCAACAUUUGGCUUGAAGAAACUUAAGUAUCCCCUGUGUACUCUGCUUGUGUUUGACUCAUCCCACAAUGCAAUUCCGAUUGCUUGGGUCAUUACCUCUUCUUUUGUUGGUCAAGAUAUCCAUAAAUGGAUUGGAUUACUUGCUGAAAGAAUCCAUACCAAGGACCCCGGUUGGAGACUCAAUACCUUCUUAGUGGAUGAUCCUUCUUUUAAGGUUUCCAUGAUACGAGAGGCUUUCCAGUGCCGGGUCCUAUUAUGUGUCUGGCAUAUUCGCCGUGCUUGGAUAAGAAGUCUUUUAAAGAAAUGCCGUAACUUUGAUAUGCAGCGAGAGAUGUUUAAGCACUUAGGCUGGAUUUUAUAUUGCACGAGAAGUGGGCCAAAUGCUGUGGAUGCAAUUGAAGAGUUUAUGCAAGUAUUUGUUGAUCAAUGUGACUUUAUGGAUUAUUUCAAGAUCCGAUGGUUACCAAGCAUAGAGUUGUGGGUUGCUGGUGUAAGGUCUCUUCCCGUGGCCAGUCCAGAGCUCCAUGCUGCAAUUGAGUCCUAUCACUUAAGAUUAAAAUCCAAGGUUUUCAAUGAGCAACAUGCUAGUUCCUGGGAAAGAGUUGACUGGUUGAUCCACUUGCUGACAACGGAAUUUCACUCCUUAUAUUGGUUAGAACAAUACAGUGUGGAGACUGGGUACUUUGAAAAUUUGAGGGACAAGUCUUUUUUAGCCAAUGCUUGGUAUCAGGCCUUACACAUCGCCGAGGUUGAUGUGAUACUGGAUGAGCAAAAUCUUGAGUUUGCAAAAGUCAUUUCUCAAACAGAUAGAAGCGUGGCAUAUACAGUUUGGAACCCUGGUUCAGAAUUUUCCUUCUGUGAUUGCCCCUGGUCAAUGGUGGGAAAUCUUUGUAAGCAUGUUAUCAAGGUGGCAAUUUUCUGUAAAAAUCGACAGGUUGCAAGGCCAUUAUUGGCUGCUCAAGUUUAUCGGCAGACCUUGCUUACUCUUCUGCAGAACCCCCCAGAUGAUCCUCUAGUUCUAGAGCAUGCCAUUUUCCAGGCAACCCGUUUGCAACAGGACAUCAAGGGUUUGGAAGACUUGUCAAAUAGUGGGUUGCUCCAGCCAUUACCUCCUGAGAUUAAUUCUCAAGUAGCAGAUAAUCUUCUGCUUUUUCCGGGUCUUCAUUGAACAGAGAAUUUAAGAGAUUGAGCAUCUCUGUUUGAGCUGAAUCUUUUCUGCUUAUAUGUGCUAAGUUUUCAAUGGUGCUGUGAAGUUAUGCUCUUUGAUUGGCCCACAGGCAACUUGGAAACGAGUCAGAAUCAAAAUCAGCCCAUGCAAAAUUGGCAUUCGUUAAAAUGUCACUCUUUGCUUUUGUAGCAAAGAUGAAGGGCAGAUUCCGUGGCUGGUCAUCUUUUAAUUUUGGAUACGGAGCAAGAUUUCAUGGAAGGUGAUAACAAAGGUGCAAAUAAUGUAGGUGGAGUUUGGAAGCAUUUUCAAGGAAGGUGCAAAUAACAUACUUCUACCCGCUCAUGCAGUAGACAAACCUUGCUCCAACCUUGAACCCCCUGGCAUUUGGCCAUUGGAAAUCAUUUCUUCAGUUGCAGGCAGCAGGCAGCGUAUGUUGGGAAUCAGGUGUGAUUCGGAAAUAUCUUAUUACCCUGCAGAAAACAAGUUAUCCACAUAUUUAUCAAAUCACCGGAUGCAUUUGCUGCUGCUGCGAGAGAUGGAAGAGCUUUUGGUGGCGGCCGGAAUUGGUGGCCUUGUCAAGAGACUCUAGUUCUUCUCAGGAUUAGGUCGGAGAUGGAUGCUGCCUACCGGGAUGCCAUCGUCAAAGCCCCAAGGUCCCCUUUGGGAAGAUGUUUCUAGGUGUUUGGUUGAAAGAUUGAGGGACAGUUAAAGAUCGAUCUCACAUUGUUGGUGUGGAAGUGCAGAUUUCGCAACAACUAUCUAUGUUGAUGUUGAAGUGUUCUGCAACUGUUAUGUUGGUGUUAAUGUGCAGACGUCGCCGCAACAAAUCUUUGAAGAUGAUAGACAGGGUUAGGGUUUGAAGACGUCGCUGCAACAAUUGUUUAGGGCUUGUUUGCGUUUGCUAUUUUUUUGAAAAAUAUUCAAAAUUUCGAAUACGGAGAAAAUUUGUUUUUUGAAA
Molecule: messenger RNA, 3278 nt
Organism: Alnus glutinosa
Lineage: Eukaryota; Viridiplantae; Streptophyta; Magnoliopsida; Fagales; Betulaceae
Exons: 11
Coding region: 227-2320 (697 amino acids)
Molecular function (GO): zinc ion binding
Source: RefSeq, a predicted model, not a curated record